Molecule: messenger RNA, 783 nt
Organism: Phacochoerus africanus (Common warthog)
Lineage: Eukaryota; Metazoa; Chordata; Mammalia; Artiodactyla; Suidae
Gene: CLXN
Product: calaxin
Exons: 6
Coding region: 97-735 (212 amino acids)
Molecular function (GO): calcium ion binding
Source: RefSeq, a predicted model, not a curated record
GUGGAGACCCGACGGCAGCCCCAGGCUCAGGGCUCGCGAGGAUCCCAACAGCCGCGCGUGGACACCGGCCACAGCCCGGUUCCCCGAGCGCCAGGCAUGAAUCGCAAGAAGCUGCAGAAGCUGACGGAAUCCUUAACUAAAGAUUGCAAGCACUUUAAUAAAUUUGAAGUGAAAUGUCUUAUCAGCCUUUUCUACAACUUGGUGGGGGAUGUGACGGAGCGGCAGGGCGUGGUUGUCGGGCUCGACCGGAACGCCUUUCGGAACAUCCUGCACGUGACGUUUGGGAUGACGGAUGACAUGAUCAUGGACAGAGUGUUCCGCGGUUUUGAUAAAGACAAUGAUGGCUGCGUGAGUGUCUCAGAGUGGGUUUACGGAUUGUCGGUGUUUCUUCGAGGGACUUUGGAAGAAAAAAUGAAAUAUUGCUUUGAAGUGUUUGACUUGAACGGUGACGGCUUCAUCUCCAAGGAGGAGAUGGUCCACAUGCUGAAGAACAGCCUCCUCAAGCAGCCGUCGGAGGAGGACCCGGACGAGGGCAUCAAGGACCUGGUGGAGAUCACACUGAAGAAGAUGGACCACGACCAUGACGGGAAGCUGUCGUUCCCAGACUAUGAAGCAGCCGUGAGAGAAGAGGCUCUUCUGCUGGAGGCAUUUGGACCGUGUCUGCCUGACCCAAAGAGCCAGAAAGAAUUUGAAGCCCAAGUAUUCAAAGACCCAAAUGAAUUUGGUGAGGUGUGAAUUCCCAAAUAUCUUGCUGUCUCAAGUGAGUAAAAAAAGAGGCGUGUG